Messenger RNA from Drosophila bipectinata, 2867 nucleotides. RefSeq names its product vacuolar protein sorting-associated protein light (gene lt). Gene Ontology annotation, molecular function: protein binding. Gene Ontology annotation, biological process: intracellular protein transport; protein targeting to vacuole; cellular response to starvation. NCBI's taxonomy places the organism in Eukaryota, Metazoa, Arthropoda, Insecta, Diptera, Drosophilidae. The record is from RefSeq and is a predicted model, not a curated record. Gene Ontology annotation, cellular component: late endosome; HOPS complex.
AGGGUAUAUCACUACUAUAUCACUAUCACUACUUCCAAGGCAUUUUGGACCUUUUUUGUUAUUUAAGAGACAAACCAUUUAUUGAUGCCAAUUGCGCCAAUUUAAACAAAAAUCAUUUUUGGUUUCAGUACUAGGCUUUAUAAUUGAAUAUUGGUUCAAGUUUUUAUCAUCUCUCGACGCCCAAAAAUUCAAGUUGGCAAUUCUAUCAGCUGUGUUGCAUUUUGAAAAACAUAUGGUAUACAAAUAUUUGGUGCUUUGUUCUCACAGCCAAAAAAUUAAUUUGUAGAAUGUCUGAAAAAUGUUUUUGUUGCAACUCGAAAACUGAGUGUAAACAUGGAGAAGAAGAAAAUGAACCAAAGUUUAAGUACCAACGCCUAAACAACGAUUUGAAAACUAUACUUAACGCCGAUGCUGUUACAUGUACUGCAGUUCACUCAAAGUUUCUUAUACUUGGGACUUUUCGAGGUCGCGUUUACUUACUCGAUCAUCAAGGAAAUUCAAUUGAUUCGAAAUUGAGCAAGAGCGGGCGACAUACACAUCAGGUGGCAGUCAACAAAAUUGAUGUAGACCCGAAGGGCGAGUACGUUGCCACAUGCUCAGACGACGGAAAAGUAAACAUUACGGGAUUGUUCUCGAGCUCUAUAGACCAGACACUAGAUUUACAAAAAUGCAUAAAAGUGGUCGCCUUGGAUCCUAACCCUAAGUCUUGUAUUGAUCGAUUUAUAGUGGGUGACGAAAAACUAGUUUUGUACAACAGAAAAAUUCUUCCGGGAUUUGUGACUAAAGAGCUAUGUGUCGUUGAGGGUAGUGUUCUGUCAAUUUGUUGGCAUUUAAACCUGGUUGCAUGGGCAAGUCAUUUGGGUGUUCAUGUUUUCGAUUUGAAUGAAGAAUGUUCUCUGGGUCUGAUUAAAUGGGAAGUUCCGCCACAUACUCGGCUUGAAAAUUUCGACUGUCACUUGCGUUGGGAAAACGAGAACAAGCUUCUUAUCGGCUGGGUGGAUACCAUUAGAAUUUGCAUAAUUCGAAGGCGAAAUGCAAUCGAAGCUUCAUCCAGAAACUUACCAGAUUAUGUAGUAGAUCCAAUCUCCACAUUUCAAACUAGUUUCUAUGUAUGUGGACUUGCCCCCCUAACAUCAAGUCAACUAGUGGUUCUUGGAUUUAUUAAGGAAAAAAGCGCCUCACAUAAGGCACUGCGCCCCGUACUCUGCGUCAUUGAAUAUAAACUGAAUAGCAGCGAAGAAUUAUGCACGGAUAGUCUGAACCUGCGAGGUUAUGAAGAUUACACCGUUAAAGACUACAGCUUGGGCUGCAUAAUUGAGGAAAAUCUGUAUUACAUUGUGGCACCUAAGGACAUUGUGGUCGCUAGUCUUAUCGAAACAGAUGAUCGUGUCGAGUGGUUGAUUAAACACAGCAAAUACAAAGAAGCAAUUGAGGUGGUCACAAAACACGGAGGAAGCAUGCCGAUCUUAACUAUUGCCAAACUUUAUAUAAAUUACUUGCUGGCGAGUAAGGAAUAUGAGACUGCAGCAAAACAAUGUCAGCUUAGGCUUGGCAACAAUAAAUCUUUGUGGGAAGAAGCUGUGUGCAAGUUUAUACGAUGUCAGCAGCUACGGUCUGUUAGCGCGUACCUUCCCACGUCUGAAAACUGCGAACUCGGUCCACAUGUAUAUGAAAUGGUUCUGUUUGAAUUUUUAGAGUUAGACGCCCAAGGCUUCCUAAAUCUCAUAAAAAAAUGGCCAUCGCGUUUAUAUAAUAGUCAAAGAGUCAUCGACGCUGUUAAAGCAAAAUUUAAGGACGCGAAUGAUAAUGAACUGUUAGAAUCACUUGCGCUGCUUUACUCCUACCAAGGGGAUUACGAGCGAGCCUUGCCAAUUUAUAUCAAAUUGAAAAACAAAGAUGUCUUUGAAUUAAUUCGUUGUUAUGAACUUUACAACGUUUUAUCAAAAUUUAUCGUUCCACUUAUUGAAUUGGACCGUGAGCAGGCGUUUAAAAUACUUCUAGAUAAAAAUAAGAUUCAACCGGAGGUUGUUGUCCAUCAGCUGGAAGGAAAACAAGAGUAUCUCUACUGGUAUUUGGACUGUUUGCUAAACAUUGACAGCAAUAAUGAGUUCCAACAUAAGUUAGUUUUCCUUUACGCCAAGUAUAAUCGUGACAAACUCUUACCGUUUUUGCGACGAUCAAACAAAUAUGUAAUACAGAAAGCACUUGCCAUCUGUGACAAGGAAAAGUUUAACGAAGAAAGGGUCUACCUAUUGGGUUGCAUGGGUGAAGCAGCAAAAGCUCUGAAUAUUAUAAUUCACGAUAUGAAAAAUAUUCAAGUGGCUAUAGAGUUCUGCAAAGAUCAUAAGGACAACGACCUGUGGAGUUUGCUUAUAGAUGAAUCAAUAAAUAAACCGGAAAUAGUGACAACACUAUUGGACGGUAUUAUGGAUUAUGUCAACCCCGAAGUCGUGGUCAGAAAAAUUAAAUUGGGUCAGAAAAUCCCCAAUUUACGAAAAUCAGUCGUAAAAUUGCUUUGCCAUUACAAUUUACAAAAAGAGUUGCUAUCUUCAACCCACCUUAUACAACUUAAGGAUUACUUUGACACUAGCUCAGAGAUUAUAGUUGUCCAACGGCGUGGUUUCCAGAUAACCUACGAUCAACCAUGUACGAAAUGCUGUAGUGCAAUACACACAAAAAAUGCGGCGCAAAAUGUUGUAGCCGGAUUUAAAUGUGGCCACAUCUACCACAACUCGUGCUCGCUAUCUCACUGCCCUUAUUGCAAAGAGUGCCGAAUAUGGGAUUCCGACGAAACCGAAAAGUUACAUAUGUAGUGAUAACUGCUUUCUUUGAUCUACCUUCAAAUAAAUAUGCAUUUUUCUUUAAAA